GAGGAUGUUGUGAAGGCAGGUUGUCACUGACGGAGCUCCCGUUCACCGAGCACAGAGGCGGACACACACCCCGCAUCACUUACUCACGCCGAGAGACAGCCACACGGAGGACCUGCUGCACACUUCAACCAGAACCACCGCGAUAUCAAAGAGAAAAACAAGGCUGAAUUCGGACAAACACCGCCGCCUCUCCCCCCUCCGUGACCGCGGAGGGCACCCACCACCCAGGCCGUCAUCAGCAGCUGGUUCCGCAGCGAACGUUAGCAGCUAACUGGCUAAUGCCACCAGGUUUGACUCCGUCGUUUUUCGAAUCACUACAAUGAUAAUCAAGGAGCUACGUUUCACCUUUACACCCGAACUUUCCCAGCUGUGAUGGAAAGGCACCACUGACUCCAGAGGGAACAUCAAUCCUGGAUGCCGUGACGUACGGGACGUGGUCGAUCCAAGAUGGAGAAAAAGAAAAUGUGCCCUCGCCUUCUCGACUACCUGGUGGUAGUUGGUGCAAGGCAACCAAGUAGUGACAGUGUGGCCCAGACGCCUCAGCUCCUCCGCCGCUACCCGCUGGAGGACCACCACGACUUCCCGCUCCCACCGGACGUGGUGUUUUUCUGCCAACCAGAGGGCUGCCUGAGUAUACGCCAGCGUCGGGUCAGCCUCCGUGACGACUCCUCAUUUGUUUUCACGCUGACGGACAAGGACUCAGGAAUCACCCGCUAUGGAAUCUGCGUCAACUUCUACCGCUCUUUUCAGCGCGGCCAUCACCGAACUCGUGGGGACAAGAGCGGCCACACAGAGACAACAGCGCAGGCGGCGGACACCGCUAGUGAAGGGUCUGAUGGUGGCGGCGGAGGUCCAAAGUCUACUAUAUCUCCACCUGCUAAUGCUGAUUCUGCACCUCCGCCUGCCUCUGGAGAAGAGAGCGGGCCUCCGAGCGCCGAGCUAAAUGCCGGCAAGUCCCCACAGCACAGACGGAGCGCUGCUAAGCUGGCGGCCAGGAACCGCAACAGCACGCUGACCUCGCUGUGCAUACUCAGCCAUUACCCGUUCUUCUCCACCUUCAGGGAAUGCUUAUAUAUUCUCAAGAGGCUGGUGGACUGCUGCAGUCAGAGGCUAACUCAACGAGCGGGGCUCCCUCGCGCCACACAGAGGGACACCAUGUGGCGGGUGUUCACCGGGGCGCUGUCGGUGGAGGAGAAAGGCAGCCAGCUGCUGGCGGACCUGCGGGAGAUUGAGUCCUGGGUGUACCGGUUGCUUCGUUCACCUGUACCAGUGGCGGGUCAGAGGCGUGUGGAUGUGGAAGUCCUGCCCCACGAACUCAAACGGGCUCUCACCUUCGCCCUGCCUGACAACUCUCGCUUCUCCAUGGUCGACUUCCCCCUGCACCUGCCCUUAGAGCUGCUGGGCGUGGACGCCUGUCUCCAGGUCCUCAGCUGCGUCCUGCUAGAGCACAAGGUCAUUCUUCAAUCCAGAGAUUACAAUGCUCUGUCUAUGAGCGUCAUGGCCUUUGUGGCCAUGAUCUACCCUCUGGAGUACAUGUUCCCCGUCAUCCCCCUACUGCCAACCUGCAUGGCCUCUGCUGAACAGCUCCUUCUUGCUCCCACUCCUUACAUUAUAGGUGUACCAGCCAGCUUCUUCCUCUACAAAGCUGAUUUCAAAAUGCCAGAUGAUGUUUGGCUCGUGGACCUUGACAGCAGCAAGGUUAUAGCACCCACCAAUGCAGAGAUUCUACCGCCUCUUCCAGAGCCUGAAGCCAACGAGCUUAAGAAACAUCUUAAACAGUGUCUGGUUAGGUUGACCGUGAUCACCCAAAAGCAGAUCUUCUCCUCUGAAAAUAAGGCCUUGGCCAGUAUGAGUUUGAACACCCAACCCAUCCUGAACUUUGAGAAGUUCCAGGAAGGUCAGGAGAUGCCUCUGCUGCCACCGGGACGAGACAAAGCGUCACCGUCCUCCACAGAGUUCAACCCUCUAAUUUACGGCAAUGACGUCGAUUCUGUGGAUGUAGCCACCAGGGUCGCCAUGGUCCGGUUCUUCAACUCGCCAAAUGUUCUCCAGGGGUUCCAGAUGCACACUCGUACCCUGCGCCUCUUCCCCCGACCCGUGGUGGCUUUUCAGUCAUCUUCUUUCCUUGCAUCUCGGCCACGACGCUCCGCGUUUGCAGAAAAACUUUCUCACACGCAGGCAGUGGAGUUUUAUGGAGAAUGGGCUCUCAACCCCACCAACCUCGCCUUCCAGAGGAUACACAACAAUGUGUUUGACCCCUCCUUAAUCGGGGACAAGCCCAAGUGGUACGCUCACCAGCUGCAGCCAGUGGUCUACCGAGUGUAUGAUGGGAGCUCUCAGCUGGUUGAAGCUAUGGCCGGUCCUUUGGAGGAUGAGGGCAACGAGUCCGACCCCACGGACAGUGGUAGUGACAGUGAAGCUUACGAUGACUCCAGCUCGUCCUAUUCCUCACUCGGAGACCUCGUGAGUGAGAUGAUCCAAGGUGACAUCCAGGGAGACACAUCAAGCUUGGACCCACCUACCCACGCCGCACUAGGAGACCCUAGCGAGAUUACAUUUCAGGAUUUCCAUGAGUUCAGGGAAGGUCAGGGCUCCGAUGGUCCAUCGAGCGGGGACGGACCUGCAGAACCUUCUGAUGGACAACCUCUUCGCUCGAGCUCCAGCACAACUGCAAGCUCGAGUCCCAGCACGAUCAUCCAGGGAGUCAACCAGGAGCAAGGGGAGUUACCUGAAAUUGAAGCGUCAGCUGGUGCCGCUCUGCAGAACCCGGUCACCGGAUUGGCCGGUCAGCCGUUCCUCAGACCUCCAGCUGAUGGCGGCUUGGCGGACCCAAACAACAAAAAGCAGGAGUAUGACAACCCGUACUUUGAGCCUCAGUAUGGCUUCCCCUCAGAGGAUGAUCCUGAUGCAGAGGAGCAAGUGGAGUCAUACACCCCUCGAUUCAACCAGAACCUCAAUGGCAACAAGGUGCAGCGUCCUUUACGUCCCUCUAGCCUGAGGCUCCCCGGAGAGUCUGAUGGGGAGGGAGACUCCCGCAACAGCUCGCCAAACUCCACCAUUUCCAACAGCAGCAAUGAUGGAUUUGGAGGACUCAUGUCUUUUGCAAGCAACCUGUACAAGAACCACGGCACCAGUUUCAGUCUUUCCAACCUUGCCCUUCCAAACAAGGCAGCGAGGGAGAAAACGCCUUUCCCCAGUCUAAAAGGCGCACGUGCACCCCGAGCACUCGUCGACCAGAAGUCUUCCGUAAUCAAGCACAGUCCAACAGUGAAGAGAGAGUCGCCCUCUCCUCAGGGCCGAGUCAACAACACAAGUGAGAACCAGCAGUUCUUGAAGGAGGUGGUGCAGAGCGUUCUCGAUGGUCAGGGAGUCGGCUGGCUCAACAUGAAAAAAGUGCGCCGCCUGUUGGAGAACGAGCAGCUUCGUGUGUUUGUGCUGAGUAAGCUGAACAGAGCCGUCCAGUCGGAGGAAGACGCUAGACAGGAGAUCAUACGUGAUGUGGAGGUGAGCAGGAAGGUGUAUAAAGGCAUGCUGGACAUCUUGAAGUGCACGGUCUCCAGUCUGGAGCACUCGUACACUAACGCAGGCCUCGGAGGAAUGGCCAGCGUCUUCAGCUUGCUGGAAAUAGCGCGCACACAUUAUCAAAUCAAAGACCCAGAAAAACGCAAGCGAAGCCCCACAGACAGUGCCGGCAGCCCGGGGAGUAAAGAGAGUCCUUCUGGUCGCAUGGAGACGACCAGGCCUCAGGGCCUCCUGAACGUCCCCCACCUGCAGCUGCCGCACCACACAACGGGCAAAGGAGCCCGCCAUUUUGACACCCGGAGUCUGAACGAGGAGAACUUUAUUGCCUCGAUUGAAUUGUGGAGCAAGCACCAGGAUAAGCAAAAAGCUAUGGAAAAACCACAGAGGUCUGACGGAGCGAAGCAGCAGCGCCCCCAAGUGACGGAUGCAGAGGAGAAGAAGUCACAGAUGAGUGCCGACAGUGGCCUCAGCGUCACGUCUGGAUCUCAGAAGAGCGACACAGAGUCUGUAACGAGCUCGGAGCCACCGAUCCUGACAAGAAGCACCAGCCAGGACUCAGAGGCCAGCACAGUGAUAAGCAACAGCUCUGGAGAGACUCUGGGAGCCGACAGUGACCUGAGCAGCACGGCAGGAGACGGCCUCGGAGGGAGAACCGCCGCUCAUCUGACUCAGUCCAGAGGGACUCUCUCUGACAGCGAGAUAGAAACCAACCCAGCCACCAGCACAGUGUUUGGAAAGACCCACACUCUGAAACCAAGUGCAAAAGAUCAUGCACAUGCUAUGGCAAAGGGGCCACCUGCACAGCCCAUGGAGGACAUCAGCAUGAGGAUUUACCUCUGUGAAGGCCUGCUGGGGCGCGAUAAGAGCUCCGUUUGGGAUCAACUAGAGGAUGCUGCCAUGGAAACCUUUUCUCUAAGUAAGGAGCGGUCCACCCUCUGGGACCAGCUGCAGUUCUGGGAGGACGCGUACCUGGACGCCGUGAUGUUGGAGCGCGAGGGCAUGGGCAUGGACCAGGGACCUCAGGAGAUGAUUGAAAGAUACCUGUCACUGGGAGAUCAUGACCGCAAGCGUCUGGAGGACGAUGAAGACAGACUUCUGGCAACGCUGCUGCACAAUAUGAUCGCGUACAUGCUCAUGUUGAAGUUGAACAAAAAUGACAUCAAGAAGAAAGUGAGGCGUUUGAUGGGGAAAUCCCACAUCGGUCUCACGUACAGCCAAGAGAUCAACGAGAUACUGGACAAACUGGCCAACAUGAACGGCCGCGAGCUUCCCAUCAGGCCCAGUGGAAGCCGCCACAUCAAGAAGCAAACGUUUGUUGUGCAUGCCGGCACUGACACCACGGGAGACAUCUUUUUCAUGGAGGUGUGUGAUGACUGCAUAGUCCUGCGCAGCAACAUCGGCACAGUGUACGAGCGCUGGUGGUACGAGAAGCUCAUCAACAUGACCUACUGCCCCAAGACCAAGGUGCUGUGUCUCUGGAGACGCAACGGCCAGGAGACGCAGCUCAACAAGUUCUAUACCAAAAAGUGUCGUGAACUCUACUACUGUGUUAAAGACAGCAUGGAGCGAGCUGCAGCGAGACAGCAGAGCAUCAAACCAGGUCCGGAGCUGGGUGGAGAGUUUCCGGUCCAGGACAUGAAAACCGGUGAAGGUGGACUGCUGCAGGUCACACUGGAAGGAAUCAACCUGAAAUUCAUGCACAGCCAGGUUUUCAUAGAGCUGAGUCACAUUAAAAAGUGCAAUACAGUGAAGGGAGUCUUUGUCCUGGAGGAAUUUGUUCCUGAAACUAAAGAAGUGGUGAUCCACAAGUACAAGACCCCCAUGGCACAUCAGAUCUGUUACUCGGUCCUCUGCCUUUUCUCCUACGUGGCGGCAGUGAAGGGGAAGGAGGCAGAAGGAAAACCCAAGAUUCUGUCACCGCGACCCCUUCCUAGCUAGUCUACGCCCUGCGCCCUCUCUCCCCCCCUUCGUCCUCCGUGUGCCUCUCUACUUGAAACGGCAUCUCAGCUCUAGAACCACAGACUUCUGACAAUCCCUAACUUUACUCUAAGCACACAAUUCCCGCUCCCUCUUCUUGUACAUACAAGCCUAAGACCCUUUUUAGACCCUGUUGUGUAGACGUGUUUAGUCUGUGAUGUCGUGUAAAUACUUGCGACCUCAUCGCCGUCGUCCCGAUGAUACCAACUAGCUAAAUGUUUGCCUGCUCCUUAACUCGGGCUCCACGAGCUCGUCUCCUCAGUGUGAAAGUCUUCUCUUGUUCCUGCUGCCAACACCCAACCGUUUUUACCGAUUAGGAGAUGUGAGGGGGUCACCCCGAGGCGCAGAGUGCAUGCAGGUCCCGUGCACAGCCUUGACAUCCACUACAGAGUAGCUUCCUCCUGCUCCCGCCCGUCUCCAUCCGACCGUGUGAGUUAUUCUGUGAUCCGUGGUUACUGUAAAGUUCCAGUCUGUCCAAGUUUGAAACAUCCAGAGACCCUCUCGUAGUGCAGGACGUCCCACUCUGAAAACGCUACUGUAUACUGCACCAGAGCACUGCAUGUAAACGCUUCUUAAAAGUGUUUGAGCCCUAAAAUAAUGUGAGUGUUCUCAGAUGUGUUCUCUAGAUCGGCCCGCCCGGCUGAAUUACUGUUCUAGUUCUCCUGUAAAAUUUCUCGUCUGUGGUCUGCUGUUAACAAUUGCAUGUUACU
Molecule: messenger RNA, 6209 nt
Organism: Plectropomus leopardus (leopard coralgrouper)
Lineage: Eukaryota; Metazoa; Chordata; Actinopteri; Perciformes; Serranidae
Gene: madd
Product: MAP-kinase activating death domain
Biological process (GO): regulation of apoptotic process; regulation of Rab protein signal transduction
Cellular component (GO): cytosol
Molecular function (GO): guanyl-nucleotide exchange factor activity
Source: RefSeq, a predicted model, not a curated record